Molecule: messenger RNA, 5528 nt
Organism: Oreochromis niloticus (Nile tilapia)
Lineage: Eukaryota; Metazoa; Chordata; Actinopteri; Cichliformes; Cichlidae
Gene: ampd2a
Product: adenosine monophosphate deaminase 2a
Exons: 18
Coding region: 508-2802 (764 amino acids)
Biological process (GO): AMP metabolic process; IMP salvage
Cellular component (GO): cytosol
Molecular function (GO): AMP deaminase activity
Source: RefSeq, a predicted model, not a curated record
GCUUGAAGGCUCUGCUGUUCAUGCACAGUAAACCGGUGUAGUACAGGAAGCAGCUGAGAGAGAGCGAGAGAGAGAGGCAGAGACAAAAUCAGGGAAAAGAGGAGAAGAAAGAAAAAAGAGAACUCCUUCUCCAGCACACUGAAGGUGGCAGCAGUUACAGCAGGAGCAGGAAAGGAGAGACAAAAGGAGGGGAACUGGGUGAUGUCGUCUUAGAGCAGCUUGGCUUCUGGAGAGAGCGUUCUUUUCUCUGUUUGCUGUCAUUCUCUCUCUUCCACUGUACCAGCGGGGGAGGGUACAUCGGCCGUCCCAGGCCUAGUUACAUGUCCCAGCAUCCCACAACAGCUCAGACAAGGCCACUGCGACCAUAACGGAGACUGUGAGAACAGGACAAGACAGGGAGCUAGAGAUCUUCGCGGUGCAUCUGGGCCCAAACCCCUCAAAACCCAGCGAUCCCUUCCAGGGACGCCUGUUUCUCUCGCACACUGCCCAAUCGACCUGCGCACAUCAAUGGAGGAAAAGUUCAAAGAGAUUGCUGAGGAGCUAUUCACACGCAGCAUGACAGAGAGCGAGAUGCGGAGUGCUCCGUAUGAGUUCCCGGAGGACAGUCCCAUCGAACAGCUGGAGGAAAGACGUCACCGCCUGGAGAGGCAGAUCAGCCAGGAUAUUAAGCUUGAGCCAGAGAUCUUACUCCGUGCCAAACAGGACUUCAUGAAAAUCGACAGUGCUGCAGACCUAGAGUUAAUGAAAGACAAAAGUGUGGACACUGUUGAUGAUGCCAUUAAGGAGCGAGAAAUGCCGAUGGAGAGAGAGUACCAGCGGGUCUCAAUAUCUGGAGAGGAAAAGUGUGGGGUGCCCUUCACUGACCUAGUAGAUGCUGCCAAGUGUGUUGUGAAGGCACUAUUUAUCCGGGAGAAGUACAUAAACCGUUCCCUGCAGAACUUUUGUAAGACUACAGCUCAUGCCUUGCAGGACCUUGGGAUGAAGACUCUGGAUCUGGGAAUUUAUGAAGAUGUACCAGAGACCCCUGUAGACGCUGAUGCCCCUGUCCAUCCACCUGUUUCUGAAACACACCCUUACGACAAUCAGGACCCCAAUAACAUGCCACCAGACACAGGAUAUGGUUGCAAGAUGGUGGACGGGGUAGUCCAUGUCUACACUAAGAAAACCAACAUGGAUAAAAGUGGAGAACUUGACCUGCCGUAUCCUGACCUUAAAGAGUAUAUUGCAGACAUGAAUGUGAUGAUGGCUCUUAUUAUCAAUGGGCCAGUGAAGUCUUUCUGCUACCGUCGCCUGCAGUACCUAAGCUCUAAAUUUCAAAUGCACAUCCUUCUGAACGAGAUGAAGGAGCUGGCAGCUCAGAAGAAAGUUCCUCAUAGAGACUUCUACAACAUCAGAAAGGUGGACACACACAUACACGCCUCAUCCUGCAUGAACCAGAAGCACCUGCUGAGAUUCAUUAAGAGAGCCAUGAAGAAAUAUCCCGAGGAGAUUGUUCACAUUGAGCGUGGCCGUGGUCAGACCCUCAAGGAGGUUUUUGAGAGCAUGAACCUGACUGCUUUCGAUUUGAGUGUAGACACGCUCGACAUGCACGCGGACCGUAACACAUUUCAUCGGUUUGACAAGUUCAACGCCAAAUACAACCCCAUUGGAGAAUCCAUCCUCAGAGAGAUCUUCAUCAAGACAGACAACCACAUCGAAGGGAAAUAUUUUGCACAUAUAAUUAAGGAGGUGAUGUUUGACCUAGAGGAGAGCAAGUACCAGAACUCUGAGCUCCGUCUGUCCAUCUACGGCCGCUCUAGAGAUGAAUGGGACAAGUUGGCUCAGUGGGCUGUCAAGCACAGCGUGUAUUCUGAUAAUGUGCGCUGGCUUGUCCAGGUGCCCCGUCUGUUUGAUGUGUACCACACAAAGAAGCAGCUGGCUAAUUUCCAGGAGAUGCUGGAGAACAUCUUUAUGCCUCUGUUUGAAGUCACAAUCAACCCCCGUAGUCAUCCUGAGCUGCAUCUCUUCCUGGAGCAUGUGGUGGGCUUUGACAGCGUGGACGAUGAGUCCAAACCUGAGCACCACAUUUUCAAUCUCGACAGUCCGCUUCCAGCAAACUGGACAGAAGAAGACAACCCACCCUACUCUUACUACCUCUACUACACCUAUGCCAACAUGAGUGUGCUCAACCACCUGCGAAGACGGCGAGGUUUCCAUACGUUUGUGCUGCGACCUCACUGUGGGGAAGCUGGGCCGAUCCACCACCUGGUGUCGGGUUUCAUGCUGUCAGAGAACAUCUCUCAUGGUCUGCUGCUCAGAAAGGCUCCGGUGCUGCAGUAUGUUUAUUACCUUGCUCAAGUCGGCAUUGCCAUGUCACCACUGAGCAACAACAGCCUGUUCCUCAGUUACCACCGCAACCCACUGCCAGAGUAUCUGUCCAGAGGCCUCAUGGUCUCCCUGUCCACCGAUGAUCCUCUCCAGUUCCACUUUACCAAGGAACCUCUGAUGGAGGAGUACAGCAUCGCCACUCAAGUGUGGAAACUAAGUUCAUGUGACAUGUGUGAGCUGGCAAGAAACAGUGUCCUCAUGAGUGGAUUUUCACACAAGGCCAAAAGCUACUGGUUGGGUCCAAAUUACGCUAAGGAAGGUCCUGAGAGCAACGACAUCCGCCGCACCAAUGUCCCGGACAUCCGCGUGGCGUACCGAAGCGAGACGCUCACCGAGGAGCUUCAUCUCAUCACUCACGCUGUGCGCACGGACGAGCUGGACGCUAUCGACGAGGAGGACUCUCUCACCAUGGGCUCUUUCCCAGGACGGCGCUGAAAUCUGACAAACUGUAAAAUCCCCAACCCCGUGGUCCACUCAGCAUGACACUGAAGAGAUGUGCUGUGAGAGCAGCAUAAACACCGCCACAACAAUUGUACAAGUAUGACAGCUGCACAGCUAUGAAAAAGCCAAGAAUACAGUGCUGCCAGAACACUUAGGCUUCACUUACUUUAAUGUUGCGGGGGGGCAUCCAGCCAUGUUUUAUUUUAUUGAAAGUAUCCCCAAAUGUCCAUUGUUUGCAAUCUGAGUCAGCUCCAUGAAGGUUUGCAGGGCCUGCCAUCAGGGUUUUCUGAGAUUGAACAGCAGGGAAUCGUGUGUUUGUAUUCCUGUCCUGUCAAAGCCAUCAGAUGGUCCCUGUGGUGUUUUCUGUUAAUUAGUAACAUGCUUUCAUAGUAGUAGCUGCAGGAUUUACGCUGACAACCAGCACAUUUAAACCUCCCCUGUUUUGCUUAGCCUCUUCCAUAUUUAGUCAUUCUGUUCUUUCAUUUGAUUACACACAAAUGAAGAAUUAGUGAUGCAUUUUUGCAGGAAUAACACGCUUUGAUUGUUGGUGGAGGUUGGACUUACCUGCACAACAAACUUUGACGGGCAUCUUGUUUAGUCUACUGAAUGCUGCAGCACUAAAUCAUAGCUGUGUGUGUCUUGCUUGGUGUGGUUUUUAAUCAUAUACUUGCUAAAUUGCACUUUCUAGAAUCGUUCUUCCAUGAUUCAGUCAGUGCAGAAAGAAAAAAACUCCACAGUUGAGAGGAGAGAAGCAGACUUUCUGUGGCUGGUGCAAACAUUCCUCGAAGCGAACGGGACUCUUUAAGCAGCGAACGAAGCGACCUCGUCAAAAAUGAUGAGAUGUUUGUGUACUGAAAGAGAGACACUGUAGAUUUUAAUCACAGCACAAAAAAAAUAUGGAUGAGUUCUCACUUUGACCUCACUGUGACCACGAAGCCCCCUCUGUAUGUACUUAGGGGCCCUGAUCACUCUCAUUCCUUUUGCUAGACAGUUACAGAGGUUUUUCCCCUUUGCAUGCAAUGCACUGUACAUAUGCACCCAGCCAAGGUUUCACAGUGCCUUUUCAUUUUUAGCUUUGAGCAGUGCAUGCUCUCUUUCUCGCCUGCUUAUUUUCCCUCAGUCGAUAAACACUGAGCAUAUACGCGCUUCACACUGUUUAGCUGAAACCACCUAGCUGCAUGCUCAGUGUAAAGUAGCUUUUACUUUGGCCUUUAGGAGGAUCUAUUACCGGUUCUGUGAGUAUGUAAAUGAUUUUUUUUUUUAUUUGCAUGUCUGCAUGAUUAAUGGAUGGCAGGAGAGAAUGAGACUGAUGUUUACAGCAAGCUUUAAUGUAAAACAUCUAAACUAAUUCAGGGCUGCCGACCAGCUUUCAAUCCAGAAUCUGUUUUGUAACGUAGCAAGCAGGUUUGUACUCGGCGUUGUUCACCAUGUACGAAUUCACAAACCAUGCUGGGACAUGGUUAAGACAUUUGCAUAGUACUUGUAGCAUUUUUUUUUUUAACUUGCCCCAAACCUGGUCAAAGCUGGUAUCACCCACCUCGGGAUUUUUGUAUUAUAACAUCACACUGCCUGCCACUGGACCUCCCAUCAGACUGCAAGCAUUCUUGUUAAACCCCAGUCGAGUAAGACUUUGAUGCCAAGACUAGAAGAGAACGAGUCAGAAAGUAUCAGGCUUUAUUUGAAUAACCAGCUGUAAAGUAUUAGGAUAGGUAAGUGUUUGCUUUAGAGGUGGUUAGAAUAAAAACUGAGAAUCCGUCAUUUUUCAGCUAUAAAUCGUAGCUACGUAAGUGAAGCUCUGUGGAAAUGUCACUGUGGGAGUUUCUGUAAAGAGUGUAUUUUUUUUAAAGGCAAUACAUAGAUGGGUAAUUUUAUGUAAUCGAUGUGAAGGUUUGACACUUCGAUUUGUUUUCUUUGACCGUUGUGGAUUAGUGUUAUGUCAUAAACAUAGUUUUACCAGUGUGGUUUUAUUACUGUUUAUUGCUUUUUGAAUCUAAGUGGACACAGAGUGUCUGCUCGGCCUCUUUAUUACUGCAUUAGUCGUUAUUCUUCACUUGUUUUUAUUCCUGUGAACUCUCAGCAUUUCAAUGCAAAUGUAACAGAUAAAAGUGUCAAAGUUGGUACUUUUUACUCUGAAGCCAAACGUCACCUCCAGCAGUGUCUGUGAACACUUUGGCCCUUGCACAUUUCCACGUGAACCAAAACACUGAUGGAUUUUACAUCUACACUGACGUUAGCCUUUUACUCGCUCUGUUGAAUAUUCAUUUUUGACUGCUCUGUAACAUUUUGCACUGUGAUUAUGGGAGUUUUUUUGAUUAACUAAAACUUUUCCACCUGUUCGGUUUCUAUCCGUUCACCUUUACAUCGUGUUGUUUACUGUUUAUUAUGUUAAUAAUGUCCAACAUAUAGUACACCCUACCUCACAAAUCAUGUCUUUUUGGAGCCCAGCAGCAGUAUUCAAGACUGCAACUCACAGCAAUCAACUGCUGACAUACUGAAAACUACAUAAGUCCCAUUAUAGUUUUGCAUAGUUCAAAUUAAUAUAUUACUCAUAUAAUUUAUAUAUUGAAGCCAACUGUCAGGAAAAAAGAAAAAGCAACAACUCCUUUUACUUGAGAUCUCACGUUUCUGGUAUUGUUUUAUUAAAACCAAUAUUUCAAUAUAUACCGGAGAUUGAGCUCAGUAAAUAGUAGCACAUGAGGGUCAGAGAGAAAAAACAUGAA